Epinephelus fuscoguttatus (brown-marbled grouper) is the source of this 5410-nucleotide messenger RNA. Its product is annotated as plakophilin-1-like. Lineage: Eukaryota; Metazoa; Chordata; Actinopteri; Perciformes; Serranidae. Gene Ontology annotation, molecular function: cadherin binding. Gene Ontology annotation, biological process: cell-cell junction assembly; cell-cell adhesion; intermediate filament bundle assembly. The record is from RefSeq and is a predicted model, not a curated record. The transcript has 13 exons. Gene Ontology annotation, cellular component: cytoplasm; adherens junction; nucleus. Bases 472 to 2823 code for a protein of 783 amino acids.
AGGCCCCAUCAGAGCUGAAGUGGACCAGAAAGAUAACUGAGUCCUCUUUCAAACGAUCCAGCUGUGUACACAAAAAGAACUGAGUCCUUUUUCUGUCGGUCCACUUUUUGGUCCACUUUAAGAGGACUGAGUUCGCUUUGUUUCAAAAGACUAUGUGUGAAAACACCCUUAGUUCACUAGACCAGAAUUCUUCCUAGAAAAGUUUUGCUGUCAUUCAGCUUCCUCCAGUGUGAAGUAAGUGGCAGCUUCCAAAGCUGUUAUAAAAGCAGGCUCCCCAGCACUGAGUGUAAACACCCUGAACUGUAUUUGUAUAAACAGUAACUCUGUGUUUCUUCCAGGAGCUCUUAGCCAGUGGGAAACACUUGAACCACUUGCACACGUCCACCAUACCAUGCAGUAGUGUUCGUCAGAACAAGUUAGGAGAAAGUGCAGAGUGUAGCAGGUCUAUUGUUGCAGUGUGGGUGCGGCCUAAUGGCGCAGGGCAGGGCAAGGUGCGCUUUUAUUACCUCUGACAACACCGUCACUCCUCAGCUGUCUGCCUUCCUGUGCGAGCCUCCUCUGGAUGCUGUCGGCCCACCCGCACCGUCUCACAAAAUGACGAGUCUGGAUCCGCUCAAAACGGUCAUUUCCAUCGGGAACGUGGACGACACGUCUCUGGCUCUGCCCUCUGGGAACCAGUACGGAUCAGGCCAGCAGCGCGUCCUGGAGCAAGUGCAGAGUAUCAGGAGGACCAAGUCGAGACAGUCCAGCAGCAGCAGGACUGGAUCUACGUCUUUAUCUCCAACAUCUCCACGCACGUACCCCAUAGCUCCUUCAUACGACUCCGUGUUCAUUGAAACUCCAAAGUCACAGUCCAGCAUAUCUAAUGGAGGCGUCUUCUUCGGGAACGGCUUCGCUAGAACUCUCCACUUUGAGAAAAACAACCGGCAUCUAGUCAACAACUACGUGGGAUCCACUGUGAAGAGGAACAAGGGAGCUUCUACCUAUCAGUAUGAGAGGGGUUACGCCCCCCUGGGCUCCAAGGCAGUCGGUCCAAACAAUACCAGCCGCAGCGAGCCGGAUAUGGCCUGGCAGCGCUCCAUGCCAAAACGCUCUGCUCCUCCGCAGGGAUUCCUCGCCAACAGGAACACCUACAGAGUGGAGAGGACCAAAAGUCAGUUGAUAACAAGCACUGCACACCAGCCCCUGCCUCAGCUUCAGCGUAACCACACUGUGAAUGGCACAGGUCAGGCCAGAACAAAAAGCCAGUUUGUGUGCAGCCAAGCUGAGGUGACCAAAACACUGUCGAAGUCUCCUGCUGUUACUGAGAGCGCUCCGAAGAGCAAAGGAGAUUUUGGGUCAAAUGACAACAGUGGAUUUGCUGACAUCACCAUGAAGGAGGCUGUGGAUUAUCUCUCCAACGAUGAUGAGACAUACCAGCACUGCGGCGCGUCCUACAUACAGCACAACACUUUCAUUGACGACAAGGCCAAAGAGGAGGUGUUGAAGUUAAAUGGGAUCCAACCAUUGGUGGGUCUGCUGCGCAGCCCCAGUCAGCAAGUCAGCCAGACAGCUUCAGCUGCCCUGCGUAACCUGUCCUUUAAAAGCAACAGUAACAAGGAGGAGAUACAUCGCUGUGGCGGUGUCACGGACGCUGUGGCUCUGCUCAGAGAUACAGACUCUGCGGAGAUACAGAAACAGCUGACAGGGCUUCUGUGGAAUUUGUCCUCUGCAGACAGUCUGAAACCAGACCUGCUGAAGAGUGCUCUGCCUGUCUUAAUGGAGCGUGUGAUCCUGCCUUACACAGCAGGUCCUGACCGGACCAGCAAGAUCAGCCAAGACCCUGAGGUCUUCUUCAACGCCACGGGAUUGCUACGAAACCUAAGCAGCACGAAGCAAAGCAACAGACAGGCGAUGAGGAAAUGUCGAGGUCUGGUCGACUCUUUGGUCAGUUACGUUAAAGACUGCGUGGAUGCAGGAAAGCCAGACGAUAAGUCUGUAGAAAACUGUGUGUGCGUCCUGCACAACCUGACGUUCCAGCUGGAGGACGAGGCUCCGGCUCUCUUCAACAGGAUCACAGCUUUGGCCAAGACUGUCAACAGGACCCCCAGCCAGGGCGACAUCGGCCCCAUCGGCUGCUUCAGUCCACAGGGCAAAGCGUCAGAUAACAUGCAACACUUUGACUUUCCAGUCGUUGAGGAUCCACAACCUACUGGGGCCGGUCAGCUGAUCCACUCCAAAACUCUGCAGAAUUACCUGUCUUUGCUCGCCACUAGCCAGCGAGAAGAAACACAGGAAGCGUGUUGUGGAGCCCUGCAGAACCUCACAGCACAUGACAGCAUUGUCUCUGGUGUAAUGAGUCAGAAUAUUGUGCAGAAGCUGAAUGGCCUGCAAGUGAUCACUCCACUUAUAAAAUCAGACAAAGUGAACGUGCAAAGGAACGUAGUGGCGUUGGUAGGAAACCUGACGAGAAACCCGAACCUGCAUAAUGCCAUCGCUCGUAAAGCCCUCCCAGAGCUGCUGGACAUCCUCACUGUAGGCACUAAGGGAGGGAAUGAGUCUGAUGACACACUGGCCAUGGCCUGUCAGACCUCCAACUGCCUGCUCAUGAAGGAACAAGCGAUGGGCAAAUUCCUCGUAAAAUAUGAUCUGAUAAAGUCCCUGAAAGAGCUUAGCCAGAACGGAUAUUUCCCCAAAUCCAGCAAAGCUGCGGCGCAGCUCCUCUACAAUCUGUGGUCAGACAAAGAGAUUCAAACCUUCCUGAAAAAGAAAGGGAUGAACAAGGCCUCGUUUGUGAAUGACGUCACCACAGCGGCACACAAGUCGGCUCAAGUUGUCGAUUAAGGACACAGCUUAGAUGAAUCUCUGUGAAUUAUUUAGCAACUCACCUGCACGUCCUCUCCACGUCCACUGAGGCUGAGCAGCAUCCUUUCUCAUUUCACAAAGACUUACAGAUUGUUUUAAUACGUGUAUCCAUAUAAUGUUUCCAUCAACUUACAGUGGCCCUGUGUGUGCUGUAAGGUUUUCUUUGUAGGAACAAAAAGGUGAAGGUUAAGAUGUAACACGUUAGCAAGCAGCUGUCAUUGUUUACUUCUCUAGUUUUAACUGCUUUUAAAUGUCUUUUAAAGGGACAGUUCACCCCCACAUCAAAAAUGUUUCCUCUUAGCUGUCAUGUUAUUUAGCAAGCUAGAUUGUUUUGGUGUGAGUUGCAGAGUUUAUCGGCCGUAGAGAUGUCGGCCUUCUCUUAAAUAUAACAGAACUAGAUGUCACUCAGCUUGUGGUGCUCAAAGCGCCAAAAAAAUACAUGUGAAAAACUCAACAGCAAUGUCUCUUUCAAGAAAUCAUGACCUGGUUACUGAAGAUGAUCCACAGACCUUGUUGUGAGCAUAGACUGUAUAAAGUAAUGGAUGUAGCAACAGUGAUGUCACCCAUUUUUUUGUGGACUCCCAUUUUGAAGCCUUAGCUUUGGGAUUUUGGCCAGUGCCAUUUUGGAAGCCAGAAGUGACCAUAUUUGAACAAGAGGGUGGAGCUGUGGAUGGACGAGGGGUGGAUCUGACUCAAAGACUAUAACGACAUCUUGCAGACAGCCCUGCCCUUAAAUAUAUGUAGCUUAAAGCCUGUGUUUUUGUAUAUAUAAUGUAUAAGUAAUAUCCAUCAGUAUAUCAAUAUCAUAAAUUUUUACUUCCUAAUAGCCCCUGAUAUCCAGUAUUGGUCAGGCUGUAAUCUCUGACGCUGACAACCACCACUAACACCUUUUAAAAGAGUUAUAACAUUUGACAUAGGUGUCCAUAGACUGUAAGAAAAAACGGAUGUAGCUACCCCAGUGUCACCGAUAGGUUUGUGGACUGCUGUUUUGAAGCCUAGAGUUCGGCAUUUCAGCCGUUGCCAUCUUGUUUUUUUGGAGACAGAAGACAGAUGGACUAUAUCUGACUCGAGUUAGGGGUGGGUGUGACUCAGAAGUCAGAUAUAGUCCGUCUGUCUUCUGUCUCCAAAAAAACAAGAUGGCAACGGCUAGAAGAAGAAGAAGCCCGUCCUUUAUUAAGGCUUAACUUUAAGCCUUAAUAAAAUGUAAAUAGGUGAGUUAUAACAAAUUUCACCCUCCGUACAGUUGUCAUGAAUGUUGAAAUUAGCUAUAGAGACCGAAACUGUUUUUUUACCAGGGCGUAAACAUGUUUAUUUCUGCUGUAGAGUUGGGCAUGGGUAGGUUUUCAACAUGGGGGUGUAUGGGAAUUGAGUGGCUUGUGGAGCCAGCCUCUAGUGGCCAUUAGAGGAACUGCAUUGUUUUGACACUCAAGUGCUGGCUUCAUUUUUCAGCCCCAGAUGCUGACCUUUAUUUGUGAGCAGUUUAAUGUAGUAACUUUUUUCUUCCUACCAAACUACACCCACUAACUGUAUCACAUUACAAAAAGAAGCGUGCAUCUACUGCUAGCUCACCUAGCGCUGCUGAGCUAGCCAAUGUUACACCUCAGCAGAGGAGGACGCCGUCAAUAUUUACAAGUCACGCUGUCAUGAUCAUGAGUGUCUUAUCGAUGAGUAGAUGCACGCUUCCUUCUGCAGAGUGAUACAGCUGGUGGGUGUAGUUUGGUAUAGAGAAUAGUUCCUACAUGAAGCUGCUCACAAUAAGGUCUGUGAAAUAUCUUGAUAAACUGGGUCAUGAUUUCUGGAAAGAGACAUUUGUUUUGACAUUUUGAGCACCACAAGCCGAGUGCCAUCUGAAUCAAAUCAAAUCAAACUUUAUUUACAUAGCACAUUUUAUACAGUCAUACAGCUCAAAGUGCUUCACAGAGCAGGAGUAAAACAGUACAGAAGAAGUAACAACUGAAUAGCUAGACAUUACAACAAUAAAUGAUAAAAUAUUUAAAAUAAAUAACAUUUAAAAGACAAAAUUAAUACAACAAAAGAGUAGAAAAGACGAGACUUAAAACGGAGGCAAUGAAAGAUGAAGCACAAGUGAAAGCCAGUUCCGUUUUAUUCGAGAGAAGGCUGACGUCUCAAUGUCCGAUAUUUACAAUACUCUGCAACUCACACCAAAACAAUGUAGCUUGAUAAAUAGCGCUACAGGUAAGAGGAAAAAUAAGUAGUUUUUGAUUUUGGGGUGAACUGUCCCUUUAAUGUAAAUAUUGUGUCUGCUACCAUGAGCUUGAUUUGUUAGAUUGUAACACAAAGGGUUAAGAUUUUUAUUUUGCACUGACAUUGCUGUUUUGAUACAUAAAGCUAUGUUAAAAAAAUAAUUUUGAUGUUGUAAAAUGAACCAGGUUUUCUGUUGGAUUUUAAAAGGUUUGGUACAAAAGCAGUGACGUGUGUUUACAUUUCGUAAAGACAACUUUUGUUGGUUAGUGUAUCCAUCUUUUUAAAAAUGUACGUGUGUGCGUGAUGUUGAGAUAUUUGUAUUGUCCCAAAAAAUGUUUAAAAUAAAGUUUACAGAGAUCUA